Molecule: messenger RNA, 1119 nt
Organism: Olea europaea var. sylvestris
Lineage: Eukaryota; Viridiplantae; Streptophyta; Magnoliopsida; Lamiales; Oleaceae
Product: pyrrolidone-carboxylate peptidase-like
Exons: 5
Coding region: 262-921 (219 amino acids)
Biological process (GO): proteolysis
Cellular component (GO): cytosol
Molecular function (GO): pyroglutamyl-peptidase activity
Source: RefSeq, a predicted model, not a curated record
UUAAUAAUCUUAUGUUUACCAAAAAGCUAAAAAAUAAUAAAUAACAAAUUGGUUUGCGUAGAUAAGAUUGGUGGUUGAGUCAUUUCUGCCUGUUUUCUAUCUUCAAUUGUGCUUUCAGGUGUCGCCACAAUCAAUAAAUCCCUCCUCUUUUUCUUGACUUUUUGAGCGGUUUAAGAUUCCAAGUGCUUUCUUUGAGGUAUUUAAAUAAAUUUGGUAUAUUUCGUGUUUUGACUUUGUUAGAUCAUUUGAUUUGUCCGAUAGAUGGGGUCUGAAGGGCCUGCUCCACCAGUAGCAAUCCAUGUGACAGGAUUUAAAAAAUUUCAUGGAGUCGCGGAAAAUCCUACCGAGACAAUUGUUAAUAAACUUCAAGAUUACAUGAAGGAAAGGGGAUUUCCGAAAGGGCUGAUGCUUGGUAGUUGCACAAUUCUUGAAACUGCGGGACAAGGCGCUCUUGUUCCCUUAUACCAAACAUUGCAGUCUGCUGUGAUUACGGAUGGCACUGUGUCGACUUCUGGGAGAGUUAUUUGGGUGCAUUUUGGAGUUAAUAGUGGCGCGACAAGGUUUGCUAUAGAACAUCAGGCGGUCAAUGAAGCUACAUUCCGUUGCCCUGAUGAGAUGGGAUGGAAGCCUCAGAAAGUCCCCAUUGUUCCCUCAGAUGGUGGGAUUUCACGGAUACGAAAGACUUCCCUUCCCGUCGAGGAUAUUACCAAAGCAUUGGCAAAGAUGGGAUAUGAAGUGAUAACCUCGGAUGAUGCUGGCCGGUUUGUCUGCAACUAUGUAUAUUAUCGUUCCUUGCGAUUCGCAGAGCAGAAUGGAAUUAAAUCCCUAUUUGUACAUGUUCCCCUCUUCUCAACUGUAGGCGAGGAGACUCAAAUGCAGUUUGCUGCUUCCUUGUUGGACGUACUUGCAUCUUUAUGCUAGCUUUUCGAGUCUUAAACCAUCUACUUUUGAAGGAAUAUCUGUCCCUGUCGCGUAUGUGAAGAUGAAUUUGAAUAUUUAUGCAGUGGUUUAAUAAAUUGUGUUAACUGUAUGUGAAUCUUGAAAUGCACUACUGGCCAUCGAUCGGAGUUGAGGUUCCCUCGCUCCCUUUUUCAUCUUUAAUGAUUCUUUCUGUGCUUC